UGUUUGGUUUUUAGUACCUUUUCUCUAUGUUUCAAAAGAGCUUUGUUUACAUCCUGCUUUUCUGUGAAAUCUCACAGGGUGACUUUCUGCUUUGGUUCAUACACACGUGCUCAGCCGUCACAGGAGUGGAAUCUGGUGUAGUACUUGCUUGUAGAGCAGGGCUGUAGGCUCUUCCAUUCAUUGCAGGCUUUUUUUUUUUAUAAGGGAAAGAUUGAUUUUGUAUUACUUUUCUAAAUUUUGAAUUUUUAAAGAUGCAAAGGCCCUUAAAAGGGAAAGAUGUGGGGACUUUUGUGUGUGUGUGUGAGAGAUUCGUUUUAAUUUUUAUUCCAGAUCAAGGCAAGUAUACAUGGGAACAGCUGCCCAACCAGACCCUCACAACUCUGAAAAAGCAAAUAUUAUCAUGAUAUGAGUAGGGUACUUUGUAUGUUUUUUACAUUCAUAAGAAUAUAUUUAUAGCCUUCAGGAUAUAUUAUUUAUAUAUAUAUAUUCAUAGCUUUUCACAUUCUUUCCCUUCCUUGUUUUCUCAUCAGUGUCAUUAUGCAAAAGUUCUAUAAAUUCCAUACUUUUAUUCCAUACGUUCCUGUCCUGUAGUUCCUUUAACUUUAAACCUUUUGAGCAACUUUAAAACAAAACUUACUGAGAGAUAUUUAGAGUUCAUUGCUUUAGUACUCCACCAACUGUAUUUUUGAUGAAUUCGUCUGAAUCUCAGGAAGGGACACCACGAAGCAGGUGUAGACAGUAGGCUUGUUAAAGUGCAAGUCAAAAGUGAAUUCUGUUUGUUUUUUUUUUUAAUGUUGUGUUUUUGGUGAAGGUUUAUACAGCAGUUUAGGUUCCCAUUCAACAGUUUCUACACAAAUUGUUCAGUGACGUUGGUUACAUUCUUUACAACGUGUGAACGUUCUCAUUUCCCUUCUGGUUGCUCCCUUUCUGUUGAUACAGUUUCCUUGCCCCCUUACCUUCUCAUCUUUGUUUUAAAGGCCCACAGUACUUACAGGUGAUAUUCGUUAUUUGUGAGCUAGUCUGUUACUUAGCUGUAAAGGAGGGACCUUAGGGGUUAGUUUCUGCUCAAGGUUUGAAGAGUAUCUCAGGGUAAUAGUCUUGGGGAGUCCUCUAGCCGCAACCAGUCUGGUAAGUCUGGAAGUCUGGUGUUUUUUUUUAUUUUCUCUCCUUAAGGAAUUUGAGGUUCUGUUCCAUAUUUUUCUCCUGUCCUGUCAGGAGCCAUCUAUUGCGGUCCUGAUUAGUACAGUCGGUGGUAGUAGACGGGCACCAUCUAGUUUUUAUGGUCUCAGGGUAGAUGAGGCCAUAGUUUGUGUAGUCUGUUUGUCUGGUAGACUAAUUACUUCAUUGACUUUUAAGACCCCAGACACUACUCACCAAACUAGGAUGUAAAGCAUAACUUUGUGAACUGUAUUAUGCCAAUUGACCAAGAUGUUCUGCAAGACCAUGGUCUUUAAUCCUUCACACCCGGAAAACCAAUACUGUGAGGUGUUUGGAUAUGUCUAAGAGGCAUCUGUAACUGUGUGCUUUGUUAUAUACAUGAAUAUGAAUAUAUGAAUGAAUUCCAUUUUAAAUAUGAAGAAGAACAGGGCCCUGCUAUUCUUACCCCUUCUGGCCUCUAAUACCUUCUCACCAGCUUGCCUUUAUUUGGGGACACAAAUUUAGUUGUGUGCAGUCUAGAACUGCCAAAAUACUGUAAAUUUAAGGAGCAUAGGAGGGAGAGUAUAAGCCUAAUCCACUUACAAAUGUCCCGUUAUAUACAGAAUGCUUUCUGUACCAAGAGUAAGUUCUUAAAUAUCGAGACCAGGUGUUCUCUGGUUAUGACUCCGGCAGCCGAGGUCUGGUGGAGCAUUUAUUCAGGUGCUCUCUUGGUCUCUGCCUCUCACCUCCUAUAACCUUUCCUUGUUGCCUGAUUGUUGGGACUCAGUGUCCUUAUUUAUAUACAAGGAUUAUAAGAUUUUUUUGAGGAAAUGGUCAAUAAGUGAGAAUCAUAAUCUUUUGGCCGUUAUGCCAGUAAACCAGUCUAAUCCCUGCCUUGAGAUAUUGGAAAUCUGCUAAUUAGUUGAAUCACGUAAUUGUUGAAAAGUUCUUUUUCUGUGAAUGAAUGUAUAUUUAAAUUACCUUGUUUCUUCUUUGCAUACUUGUUUUUUUUAAUAUGCCUUUGCUUCCUUUAAUAUUUAAAAAAAAUGACAAAUUCUCAAGCAGUUAGGAAACCUGAAAUAGUGCAGUGACACCCUUAUUUUUGAAAACCAAUUAGAGUUAAUCAUUUGGCACAAAGUUUAGGGUUUUUAAUUAUGCUAGUAAUUUGGACUUUAGAUGUUUUAUUCCUCGUGAUUGAAUUUUGGGUUUUUAAAAUCGAUAAAUUUAGUAUUUGUUGUGUGCUAGAACUGAAGUCUCUCAUUAUACAUGUUCUUAAUUUUGUUUCUUUGAAAAAUCAUUUUAUAUUUUCUGAAUAAUCUCUUUCUGUAUUUAUGAUAGCAAAACACCAGAAGUCAAAUAGCAAGCCUGUUUCAACAUAUUUUUUUAACAUGCAAAAUGACAUUUUGGUAAAUAUUAUGUUAAGAGGAAAAUUGUCCUUUUUUAGAAAUACACCUUUAUAAAGGUCUUCUACUUUAAAUCCAUGAAUUUUGGGGGCUUUAAUAUAAACGCAGAAAUUAAGAAUCAGUAGUUAUUCCUUUGAUUUUCUAUAAUUAGUUAUCUUUUCUGAAAUUGGAACGAAGAUAUAUAAAAGAUUUUUCUCAAACAUGUUCGGACUUUUUAUUUUAAAAAUCAAAGAUUUAUUCAAACUUCCUUGUACUACUGUUUUUGCUUUGGCCUUUGUUGACUUGGCUUUAUUUAUUUGACUUCUUGAUUGCUCAAUGUUUAGUCUGUGUUUUCUGGGUUUUGUAUGUAAAUAGAGGAGUGUUUGCCACACUCUGAAAUUAAUAUAUAAGUAUGGCAGCAUGUUCAUGAAAGGUUGUACUGAUAAUGGGAAAUGCAUUUAUUAUAAUGUGAAGUCUGAAAGAGAAGUAAACAGAAUUGUACAUUCCUAAGGAAAAGACUAGAAGGAAAGACAAACACCAAGCUGUUAAUUUAGCAGAGGAAGCUUCUGGACAGUGAAAUCAUGGACUUUUUCUUCUGCAUUCUAAAUUUACCACAAUGAUCAUCUGUAACUUCUUUAAUUAAAGGGGGGAAAUGUUGACAGUCAUGAUGUAGGCGCUGCUGUCAGCUAGGAAAGUUUGAGAAGGAAGCAAUAGGCGAUUGUAUGGUGGCUGCCAUCCUCUGUACCGUUUCCUGCCUCUGGGAACUCCAGAUCCUCCCCCAGAAGCUCUGCAUCCCCAGGGCUGGCUGGUCUUUCUGCACUCCUCUGGGGUAGCAGUCCUGUUUGCUCCUUCCUAGGCGGCAGGGCCCGGAACCUUAGAAGGAUGUCUUUCUUUGCUUCGUUAUAGGGUAGAACUGUUCCAUAGGGUCCUCAAGGCUGUGACCUUUGGAAGCAGAUGACCAGGCUGUCUUCUGCGGCGCCUCUGGGUUUGAACCGUCAGCCUUUAGGCGUCAAUUAGCAAGGUCAAAGUAACAGAAUCAUGGAUCAGUUUCCAACGCGUUUUGGUGGCAACCUGGAUAUCUGGGCCAUUACUGUAGAGGAAAGAGCGAAGCAUGAUCAGCAGUUCCACAGUUUAAAACCAACCUCCGGAUUUAUUACUGGUGAUCAAGCUAGAAACUUUUUUUUUCAAUCUGGGUUACCUCAACCUGUCUUAGCACAGAUAUGGGCGCUAGCUGACAUGAAUAACGAUGGAAGAAUGGAUCAAGUGGAGUUCUCCAUAGCUAUGAAGCUUAUCAAACUGAAGCUGCAAGGCUAUCAGCUCCCCUCUGCGCUUCCCUCUGUCAUGAAGCAGCAGCCUGUCACUAUUUCUAGUGCACCAGUGUUCCGAUUCGGAGGUAUCGCCAGCACGCCACCCCUUACGGCUGUUGCUCCAGUGCCAAUGGGAUCCAUUCCAGUUGUGGGAAUGUCUCCACCCCUAGUAUCUUCUGUCCCUCCAGCAGCAGUGCCUCCCCUGGCUAACGGGGCCCCGCCUGUUGUACAGCCUCUGCCUGCAUUUGCUCACGCUGCAGCCACAUUGCCAAAGAGUUCUUCCUUUAGUAGAUCUGGUCCAGGGACACAGUUAAACACUAAAUUACAGAAGGCGCAGUCAUUUGACGUGGCUAGUGCCCCUCCAGUGGCAGAAUGGGCCGUCCCUCAGUCAUCAAGACUGAAAUACAGGCAGUUAUUCAACAGUCACGACAAAACCAUGAGUGGACACUUAACAGGUCCCCAAGCAAGAACUAUUCUUAUGCAAUCAAGUUUACCACAGACUCAGCUGGCUUCCAUAUGGAAUCUUUCCGACAUAGAUCAAGAUGGAAAACUCACAGCAGAAGAAUUUAUCCUGGCUAUGCACCUCAUUGACGUGGCUAUGUCUGGCCAGCCGCUGCCACCCGUUUUGCCUCCAGAAUAUAUCCCACCUUCCUUUAGAAGAGCUCGAUCUGGCAGUGGCAUAUCGGCCGUCAGCUCGUCCUCUGUAGACCAGCGGCUACUGGAGGAGCCAGUGUUAGAGGACGAACAGCAGCAACUAGAAAAGAAGUUACCUGUAACAUUUGAAGAUAAGAAGCGUGAGAAUUUUGAACGUGGCAACCUGGAACUGGAGAAGCGCAGGCAAGCCCUCUUGGAACAGCAGCGCAAAGAGCAGGAGCGCUUGGCGCAGCUAGAGCGGGCAGAACAGGAAAGGAAGGAGCGGGAGCGCCAGGAACAGGAGCGCAAAAGACAACUGGAGUUGGAGAAGCAACUGGAGAAGCAGCGGGAGCUGGAACGUCAGAGAGAGGAGGAGAGGAGGAAAGAAAUCGAGAGACGGGAGGCUGCGAAACGCGAACUUGAAAGGCAGCGACAACUUGAGUGGGAGCGUAACCGACGGCAAGAACUACUGAAUCAAAGAAACAGAGAGCAAGAGGACAUAGUUGUCCUGAAAGCAAAGAAGAAGACUUUGGAAUUUGAAUUGGAAGCUCUAAAUGAUAAAAAACAUCAACUCGAAGGCAAACUUCAAGACAUCAGAUGUCGGUUGACCACCCAAAGGCAAGACAUUGAGAGCACAAACAAAUCCAGAGAGCUGAGGAUUGCUGAAAUUACGCACCUGCAGCAGCAGUUACAGGAAUCUCAGCAAAUGCUUGGAAGACUUAUUCCGGAAAAACAGAUACUCAAUGACCAACUAAAGCAAGUUCAGCAGAACAGUUUGCAUAGAGAUUCACUUCUUACAGUCAAAAGAGCUUUAGAAGCAAAAGAACUAGCUCGGCAGCAGCUGCGAGACCAGCUGGAUGAGGUUGAGAAAGAAACCAGAGCGAAGCUACAGGAGAUUGAUAUUUUCAACAAUCAGCUGAAGGAACUAAGAGAAAUACAUAAUAAACAACAGCUGCAGAAGCAAAAGUCUGUAGAGGCCGAACGCCUGAAGCAGAAAGAACAAGAGCGAAAGAUCCUAGAAUUAGAAAAACAAAAAGAGGAAGCCCAAAGACGAGCCCAGGAGAGGGACAAGCAGUGGCUUGAGCACGUGCAGCUAGAGGACGAGCACCAGCGGCCGAGGAAACUCCACGAUGAAGAGAGACCGAAAAGGGACGAAAGCGUCAAAAAGAAGGACAGUGAGGAGAAAGGCAUGCAGGACAAGCUGAGUCGGCUGUUCCAUCAGCAGCCAGAGCCAGCUAAGCCAGCUGUUCAAGCACCCUGGUCCACCGCAGAAAAAGUUCCACUCACAAUUUCCACCCAGGAGAAUGUAAAGGUGGUGUAUUACCGAGCCUUGUACCCCUUUGAGUCCAGAAGUCAUGAUGAGAUCACCAUUCAGCCGGGGGAUAUAGUCAUGGUGGAUGAGAGCCAAACUGGAGAGCCCGGAUGGCUUGGAGGAGAAUUAAAAGGGAAGACAGGAUGGUUCCCUGCAAACUAUGCAGAGAAAAUCUCGGAAAAUGAGGUUCCUGCCCCAGUCAAAACAGUGACUGACCCGACGUCCGCCCCUGCACCCAAACUGGCUUUGCGAGAGACCCCCGCUCCCUUGGCAGUGCCCUCCUCAGAGCCCUCCACGACCCCCAACAACUGGGCCGACUUCAGCUCCACGUGGCCCACCAGCACGAGCGAGAAACCAGAAACGGAUAACUGGGACGCGUGGGCGGCCCAGCCCUCCCUCACUGUCCCCAGCGCUGGCCAGUUAAGGCAGAGGUCAGCCUUUACUCCAGCCACAGCCACGGGCUCCUCUCCGUCGCCUGUGUUAGGCCAGGGAGAAAAGGUGGAGGGGCUACAAGCGCAGGCCCUGUAUCCUUGGAGAGCCAAAAAAGACAACCAUUUAAAUUUUAACAAGAAUGACGUCAUCGCCGUCCUGGAGCAGCAGGACAUGUGGUGGUUUGGAGAAGUCCAAGGCCAGAAGGGCUGGUUCCCCAAGUCCUAUGUGAAGCUUGUUUCGGGGCCCACCAGGAAAUCAACGAGCGUGGAGCCCGGCUCUUCAGAAAGUCCUGGGAGUCUGAAGAGAGUAGCUUCCCCAGCAGCCAAACCGGCCGCUUCAGGAGAAGAAUUUAUUGCCAUGUACACUUACGAGAGUUCUGAGCAAGGAGAUUUGACCUUUCAGCAAGGGGAUGUGCUUUUGGUUACCAAGAAAGACGGUGACUGGUGGACAGGAACAGUGGGCGACAGAUCCGGAGUCUUCCCUUCUAACUAUGUGAGGCUGAAAGACUCAGAGGGCUCUGGAACCGCUGGGAAAACAGGGAGUUUAGGAAAGAAACCUGAAAUUGCCCAGGUCAUUGCCUCGUACACUGCUACCGGCCCUGAGCAGCUCACCCUGGCCCCUGGUCAGCUGAUUUUGAUCCGAAAAAAGAAUCCAGGAGGAUGGUGGGAAGGAGAGCUGCAGGCACGUGGGAAAAAGCGCCAGAUAGGCUGGUUCCCAGCUAAUUAUGUCAAACUUUUAAGCCCUGGGACGAGCAAAAUCACCCCAACAGAGCCACCGAAGUCCACGGCCCUAACUGCAGUGUGCCAGGUGAUCGGGAUGUAUGACUAUACGGCGCAGAACGAUGACGAGCUGGCCUUCAGCAAGGGCCAGAUCAUCAAUGUCCUCAACAAGGAAGACCCCGACUGGUGGAAAGGAGAAGUCAGCGGACAAGUGGGGCUCUUCCCGUCCAAUUAUGUGAAGCUGACCACAGACAUGGACCCCAGCCAGCAAUGAAUCAUAUGUUGCCCAUCCCCCACUCAGGCUUGAAAGUCCUCAAAGAGACCCACUAUCCCAUAUCACUGCCCAGAGGGAUGAUGGGAGAUGCAGCCUUGAUCAUGUGACCUCCAGCAUGAUCACCCACUGCCUUCUGAGUACAAGAACCCGCUGCACAGCACUUUACCUCAUUUCCUUAGCUGCAUGUGAUCGCAAUGUUUGAGUUACUUGCAGAGACAGAAGUGAAACUUGCAAAAACACACAGGGUAGUGGGUCCUUUUGUGGCUUUCCUCACAACUCAAAUUGACUUCCCCCCACCUUUGCACAGGGGCUUUCAAUAGUUUGGAGAUUCUUUUUAAAUCUAUAUUUUAGCCUUUUAAUAAAAAAAAAAAGAAAAAUCGCUUCUUUGCUAUUUUGGUUUUGCAAAAAGACCCACUAUCAAGGAAUGCUGCAUGUGCUGUUAAAAAUGUUCCCAAUGUCCAUAAAUCUGAGACUUGCUGUAACUUUUCAUUUUGUCCAGUGUUACCAACUAAGUUGUGUAGUUUGGGCUCCCCCCCAUAGAAGCGCAGAGGAGUUCAGUGUGUCUGUUUUAAAGAUGUGUAGAAUGAGCCCGAUUAAACAGAAGGUGUUUUGUGCGUGUUUGUGUAUCAGAUGUACCACACUGAGCAUGUGACACAUCCUGCAGCUAAGAAAUCAGUCCUCCCCGUCACAGAAGCCACACCCCGUAGGAUGCUCUGAUCAUACUGCAUUCAUUUUAUUUUGCACAGUGACCUUGUAGCCACAUGAGAAAGCACCUGUGUUUUUGUUUCGUCUCAGAUUUAUCUGGUUGAGUUGGUAUUUUCUGUUUUGGGUUUUAAAUUUUGUGUGUUUUCAUACCAUGGAUCAGUUAAGAUCAACAACACCGGCAAGCUCUCCUCAGUCUCUGUUACAUGACGUUGUAUUCCCGUAACUUAUCGUGGAAUGACAUAUUUUGAAUAAGUAAUUUUCUUGACAAGAAAGAAUGUAUAGAAAUCUCCCUGCAAUUAAUUUCCAAUGUUUACAUUUUUUAACUAGACUGUGGAAUUUCUACAGAUUAAUAUUAAAUGGCGCUCAUGGUCCGUUCGUGUAUUAGAUGUGCUGUAGCCGAAGCCGUGUUUGUCUUUCAAACAUCAGUUUCAAGCUUUCAAGCUCUCAGUAAAAUGCCUGUUGCAGACAGCACAGCAUAUGGGGGCUGGGGAGCCUCAGGCACAGCCUAGCUGUCCGGCUAAUAUCUCUGAACAUGGCGUCACUGGUGUUUGCACCCCUCUGUCCUGAGUCUGUGCCGGCAGUGCUGGGGAGGCCCCCCAUGUUCACGUGGUACAGUGAGGAUGGCACCCCCUUGUCCCGUUGCGCUUCAGUGUUUUAAUGGAUGUGAAUGUAAAAUAUAUAAAUAUCUAAACCUGCGGCUUUAACAACUGUAAUACAACCUUUUGAAUUAGUUACGUGUAUAGAUAAUUAAAUUCUUCAUAUAAAAGU
Loxodonta africana (African savanna elephant) is the source of this 8669-nucleotide messenger RNA. It is a transcript of the gene ITSN1, whose product is annotated as intersectin 1. The record is from RefSeq and is a predicted model, not a curated record. Gene Ontology annotation, cellular component: intracellular vesicle; cytoplasm; presynaptic membrane. Lineage: Eukaryota; Metazoa; Chordata; Mammalia; Proboscidea; Elephantidae. Gene Ontology annotation, molecular function: calcium ion binding; protein binding; molecular adaptor activity. The transcript has 30 exons. Gene Ontology annotation, biological process: cell migration; actin filament organization; clathrin-dependent synaptic vesicle endocytosis. Bases 3558 to 7196 code for a protein of 1212 amino acids.